Molecule: messenger RNA, 740 nt
Organism: Orbicella faveolata
Lineage: Eukaryota; Metazoa; Cnidaria; Anthozoa; Scleractinia; Merulinidae
Product: small ribosomal subunit protein uS3mA-like
Biological process (GO): translation
Cellular component (GO): mitochondrion
Source: RefSeq, a predicted model, not a curated record
UAAACCAAAUAUGGCGGACGACUGUUGCUUGAUGUUUCUAAGUUUUUAACUUCAUAUUUUUGCAUAAAAUCGCAUUGAAAUGGCUGCGAAUGGCUGCAGAAACUUCUUAAAACAAGCUGGCAUUCAGGGCCUUAAUAAUGUAUAUCGAAGUGGAAAUCUAGGAACUUGUCGCAGUGUGGCAUGUUUCCCUGCGUUUGGUGUGGCACCAGCUGUCUCGGGGAUCCUUGGAGUCAGAUAUGCAUAUCAACCCAAACAAAAACAGCAACAGAAACGCAAUGAAGUACCAAGUUACAGAAUAGGAGUCACAAGAAGCCAAGACUCACUUCACACAGGAAGUUUAAAGGGAAGCCUGUGGGCAUCGGAGAGACUACUGGAUGAUAUAAUGAUACGCAAGUUUGUGGAAGGAGUUAUGCACGAGUUUGUGGAAUCUGAAGUGGUCAUCAAGCGCAGAGCUAACAAUAUCAUUCUUGUGUUUCUUGUGUCAAUAUAUGGGGAUGUAAAAAAGUUUUAUUUCCUUGUAGGAUUCACAGAGAAGCUUCUCACUGAACUUUUAGGAUGUAUUGUGAAAGUGGAGGCACAGUCGUAUUCUGGAAGACAGUCUUAGGGUCAGUUAGGGGAUAGCAUGUAAAACAGUCGGCUUUUCAUUUGGUGUUUUGUUUUGUUUUGUUUUGUUUUGUUUUGUUUUGUUUUGUUUUGUUUUUUUUGGUUUGGUUUGGUUUGGUUUGGUUUGGUUUGGUUUU